Molecule: messenger RNA, 3454 nt
Organism: Chironomus riparius
Lineage: Eukaryota; Metazoa; Arthropoda; Insecta; Diptera; Chironomidae
Source: the annotation of a GenBank genome assembly
UAUUUUAAUUAAUUUGAGUGAUAAAUACGAGGUUUUUAAUGAAAUGACAGUGUGAGUCGUGUUUAAUCGAAAUAGAAUUGUUAAUUAAAGUGUAAAAACAGUGAGAGAACGUCAAGAAUUGAUUAAAAAUCCAAUUCAAAUUUUUUCGUCUGAAGUUUAAAAGAAAGGUAGCAAACUGUCAACAGUAAGAACAAAAAUGUUAUCAGGACCAGCAGCAAUUACUGGACAAUUACCUGGUCGAUCGUCGUAUGCGAAUAGCAUAGAUACUGAUGUUUAUGAUCCAGCUUCGGGAAGUAUCUUUCAAAGCUAUAAGAAACAUGAUGAUUUGAAGCAAAUGCUUGACAGUAAUAAGGACAGCUUAAAGUUAGAAGCUAUGAAAAGGAUAAUUGGAAUGAUUGCAAAAGGAAAAGAUGCAUCUGACCUAUUUCCAGCAGUUGUAAAGAAUGUCGUGUCCAAAAAUAUUGAAGUUAAAAAGCUUGUCUAUGUCUAUCUUGUACGUUAUGCUGAAGAGCAGCAAGAUCUCGCCUUGUUAUCAAUUUCUACAUUUCAACGAGCUUUAAAAGAUCCAAAUCAAUUAAUUCGAGCCAGUGCACUUCGAGUAUUGUCAAGUAUUCGUGUAUCUCUCAUCAUUCCGAUUGUUAUGUUGGCUAUUAAGGAUUCAGCCCAAGAUAUGAGUCCUUAUGUGAGAAAGACGGCAGCUCACGCAAUACCCAAAUUAUACAAUCUAGACCCGGAGCAAAAAGAAGAACUGAUAACAGUCAUUGAGAAGCUUUUGUCGGAUAGAACGACUCUUGUUGUCGGUUCCGCUGUGAUGGCUUUUGAGGAGGUCUGUCCCGAGAGAAUCGACUUGAUUCACAAAAAUUACCGAAAACUUUGCAAUCUCUUAAUUGAUGUCGAUGAAUGGGGACAAGUGCUUAUCAUCAACAUGUUGACAAGAUAUGCUCGCACUCAAUUCACGGAUCCGAAUCUCGAGGAAGUAAUUAGCGAUCAAGAAGACAAGCCAUUUUAUGAUGGAAGUUCCGACAGUGAAAAGUCAUUUAAGAAGCCAACUUAUUCAUUAGAUAGCGAUCAUAGACUUUUAUUAAGACAAACAAAGCCUUUGCUGCAAAGUAGAAAUGCGGCUGUUGUUAUGGCUGUAGCACAACUUUAUCAUCAUGUAGCUCCAAGAAAUGAUGUGGCAAUUGUUGCUAAAGCUCUUAUUAGACUACUUAGAAGUCACACAGAAGUUCAAAGUAUCGUUCUAACUUGCAUCGCAUCGAUGACUUUAAGUCGUAAAGCUAUUUUUGAUAUCUAUUUAAAAUCAUUUUUUGUCCGUACUUGCGAUCCGACGCACAUUAAGUUACUGAAACUUGAUAUCAUGACGAAUCUUGCUAACGAAGCAAGUAUUGCAAUUAUUCUACGUGAAUUUCAGACAUACAUCAACAGUAAUGAUAAGGAAUUUGUUGCUGCGACAAUUCAAGCAAUUGGACGAUGUGCAGCAACAAUAAAUGAAGUUACUGAGACGUGCUUGAGUGGCUUAGUGCAUUUGCUAUCAAAUCAUAAUGAAUAUGUUGUUGCUGAGUCUGUGGUUGUAAUUAAAAAGCUUCUACAGUCUCAAAACACAGAACAUAAAAGAAUUAUCACUCAAAUGUCAAAAUUGCUAGACUUUAUUACUGUUCCAGCUGCCCGUGCAUCAAUUUUAUGGCUUAUUGGCGAAUAUAAUGAACAUGUCCCGAAAAUAGCACCGGAUGUGCUUCGCAAAAUGGCAAAAUCAUUUGUGGACGAGGAGAAUAGUGUAAAGCUACAAGUUUUAAAUCUCGCUGUUAAAUUAUUCCUUAAUAAUCCCGAACAAACUGAGCUUUUGUGUCAGCAUGUUUUUAAUUUAGCACGUUAUGACAUCAAUUAUGACAUUCGCGAUCGUGCUAGGUUCUUAAAGCCUUUUAUUUUUACAAAAAAUCCAAAUUCAGUGCUGUUCAAAAAUGCAAAAAGAAUUUUUCUGGCAACAAAACCAGCACCACAGCUAGAAAGUAAAUAUACAGGACGUGAAAGCUAUCAACUUGGCUCAAUGUCUCACUAUUUAAAUAUGCGUGUAAAUGGCUAUCAACCAUUGCCAGACUUUCCAUCAACAGCACCUGACACGACUGUUAGAAAUGUUGAAUCUCCAAUUCAUGAGACCUUAUCAAGUAUUCGUUCUGACAUGAAAGCUAAAUCUACUCAGCAUGGAAAGAAAGAAUCAGGCAAAAAGUCAUUUUAUUCUGAAAGUGAAUCGGACGAGGAGCCGUCAAGCUCUGAAAGUGCUACAUCCUCGUCGAGUGAGAGUGAGAGCGAUAAGGAAGUCAAAAAAAAGGUAAAAACAAUUAAAAAUCAAGCUGAAAACAAUAAUAAUAUGGAAACAGAAGACAGUGACAGUGACAGUCCAUCAAGCUCAUCAGAAUCUGAGAGUGAGUCAGAGUCUGGAGAUUCUGAGCCGGUUACAAAUCAUAAGACUAAACAUGAGCCACAGCCAGCCUCUAAAAAGUCAAAUUUAGAUCUUCUAUUGGAUCUGGACGAUGUAGCAACGUCUGGAAAUGUCAUGACGCCUUCACUUGGUGGCUUUUUAACUCCAAUGACGCCAUCAGCUUCUUCAUCGCUUCCAAAUCGAAUUGAGCUUGUCGGUCCGAGUUUUAUUGCGAUGAAAUCAACAGAAUUGCUUAACAAAGUUAAUGGCUAUGGACUCGGUAUAACUUACAAAUAUACCCGUGCUCCGCAUUUAUUCUCAUCAAAUAUGAUUUCAAUUGAACUUCAUUUUACUAAUCAUGGAAAUUUGGAAUUGCUGGACAUACAAUGUGGCACUAAGAAUCUCAGCAGUGGAAUGACUAUGAAUGAUUUUGCUCCAAUUGCGCAAUUGAUGCCAAAACAGACAUUGAUGGGUAUUCUUGGUAUUGAUUUUAAUGAUUCCAGUCAGGCUGCAAAUUUCGAGAUAAAAUCAUCAGCUGGGAUUAGUAAAGUGACAAUUAAGGCACCGAUGGGUGAGUUAAUGAGAAGUGUGACUUUACCGGACACACUGUUUAAGGACGAAAGGAAUAAAUUACGUGGAAUGACGGAAUCGACAUGCAAAGUGACAUUAAGGACUGAAUUAUGUGAAAAGCGGAACUUGCAGAUGAAAAUUUAUGAGAUUGCAAAUGUUGCGUCAAUUCCAUUUGCUGAUGCUGAUGAUCUUUUAUUGUUUUCUGGACAGACAAUGAACUCAAAGAGUCUCGUUUUGAUUUCUGUCUUAUUGCAAGAUGAUAAUCGCUUAGCAUCCGUGACUGUUAAUUGUGAGAAAGUCGUGGUUGGGUCUAUUUUAGUGAAUGAGAUUAGAGACGCAAUUAAAAAGAUUUAAAAUCAUUUAUAUUUGGACUGACGAAAUUAUUAUUAUUAUGCAUGACAUUAUUAUCUAUAUUCAUAUUUCUGUAACUUUUUAACCAACUAUGCACUUAAUAAAAACAUUUAUGCA